AUGCAUGUUUUCAUAAAUAUACAUUGAGCAAGCGCGUGAUGUCAUCUCUAGGCCCAAUUAUUCUUUGCAUUUCAUAUUUCCGAAGAGAUCGAACCAGAUGAUAGGAUUAAUUUUUCUGCAAUGACCUCGGGACUUGAGAUCAGACUAUGAAGCCUGUUUGCAUAAUAAGACAAAGUACUUGAUUAACAUGUUGACAACAUUGAUAAUCUCUACACUACUUCCCAUUCAAAAUGGAUUCUGCUGGCAAAAUAUUCCACGCCUUGGCUUUUGCCUACUAUUGCUUCUCAUACUACUACUAUUGUGAGCAUGUUUACUAUCGGGUAAAUGCGUCAGAUUUUCGACCUAAGAGCUAUCAAUAUGGAGGCGACACUAAAUUUCUUACUAUGUGGUGCUGGUACUUUCAGAUUGUCUACUUCUUCUUCUGUUGUGUAGCUAAUGUGAUGGAGAUGAUGGGCAUGAAACCCCAAAAGAUGCAUACCAUGAGAGAUUGGUUUCUAUCUUCUAUUGCUUUCCCUGUAGGAAUGAUGGUGGUUAGCAUGUUUUGGAUACUCUGGUCUAUUGAUAGAAAAUUGGUCUUUCCAAAAGAGUUGGACGAGUUCUUUCCAGUUUGGCUCAACCAUGUUUUACAUACAAACGUCUUACCAAUCUUAUUAGUUGACAUGUGGUUGAUACGUCACAAACCUCCAUCUAAGUUACGUGGUGUUACAACUCUCUCACUCUUCUCGGCUCUUUACAUGGCUUGGAUAUUUUGGUUGGGAUACGGUGUUAAUAUCUGGGUGUAUCCUAUCCUUCGGGUUCUCUCUGGAAUUAAGUUUGUUUUCUUCAUUGUUUUAUGUACAACCGCACCCCUUCCAGUCUACUUUCUUGGAGAAUGGUGCAUCAAUGUCUUUCAUGGUCCAGGCGAAAGAUCAAAGAAGGUUAAAUAAACUCUACAAUGAUGACAAUCACCUCAUACCAGUAAAGAGUGCAUGGUAUUGGUUACUAUCAGCAAAUCGCUCUGCAAUUCUAUAUUUCAAGCUCAAUCUGUACAUGCUUAACGUUGUAAGCGAAAUUUUGAUUAAUUCAUUGUUAUCCUACCAUCAACUAGUUACUGAAACUGUUCACAUUUUUGUGAGUAAAACUCACCAAGUUCGUUAUACCUGUACAGGCCCUAAUGGAAACGAACUUAGGCUACUUGAUAUUUGACCAUAGUCAUUGGUAUAAGUUCCAUAGUACAUCUUCAUCAAGGGCAGUGACCGAUGCAAACCCUUACAAGAUUUGUCGGAGGGGGGGGGGGGUUAAAUUGACAAAAGAAUUACUUUAAAAUGAUCAUACUUCAUCUAACGUACCCCACCAAUUGAACGACUCUGAGAUGUAUCAGUAAUAUUAUAGGUGAAUAUUGAGUAGACCUAUCGUUGAUAAGUUUGAGCGCCCUCACUCAGGAAUUAUUUCCCUUUAAUAUAUAGGUGUCCAGUAAAUACUUCCCCGUUUCCAGACGUGUUAUGACAGUUCACGAAAAGAUCAUAAGGAUUUAUAAGGUUCUGCCAGACAAGACAGGAUAAUCACGUAAAACCAUGAAAUAGUCUUCAUUCUCUAUUGAUUAAAUAGUUUUUAAAAAGUUAAGCAACAUUUCUUCCACAUUUAGUCAAAGAAGUGCAAUAAAUAUCCUUUAUAGAAUCAGUGUUAGAUAGCGAAUCAUAUUCAUACAUUAUUGUCAAUCAGCUAUAUCACAUCAGAAAUAAUGGGAAUAUUGGAUUGGUCGAAUUGAUAUUAUCUUACCUUCUUGAUGAAAUUAGUUGUUUAAAACCUUUAAAUACGAAGAACCUAACGUAUCAAUCCUAUUUCAUUCUUGAGAAUACUCUUUACCUAAGGUGUUUUUAAGUCGAGUACCCGACGUUUAAAGAUUUGACAUUUUUACUGAGUAUGGAUAAUCUUUAGAUUCACAAAUACUCGGUCCUAGAUGACUAUUGUAUUUUUGUCUACAGGCGUUUCCCGCCACAAGCCUCAGCUUUAGGGUAUACGCCUUCUUCUUUAAACCUAACAUGUAUACAAUAUUUAUAUUCUUCAUAACAAGUUGAUUUUUGUAUGAAUUACAAUACGAAAAAUGUAAUGAAAUGGAAGAAAAUAAAUGUUUAUUUGAAUUGAAUUGACCUGACUUUAUAAUACGAUAGAACAACCUACCUCGUUAAUAAACGUUAUAACGUCUUGACAUGAUUAACUCAUACCUAUACAGAAAAAACACUGCGUAAAUAAAUAUCUAUCAAAGUCAUAAAUGGCAUUUUUGGGGUCCGAAAUGCUGGUCAUGUCUCUGGUAUUAUAAUAGUCUCUGGUAUUAUAAUAUUGUUGUUCGAUUUCAUAUUUUGCCAUCUAAUCAAGUGUUUAAUCGUAUACAGGCUAUAAUGAGGUGAUGAGUAAUAUUUUUCGAAGUGUAUCACUGUAUACCUCUAUCGCUUUCAUACUUGAGCUAAAGAAAAAUGUACUUAAUGCUAUUCCGAGUUUUCUAACCUGCAAGUUUUGAUUGUAGGCUCAAAUCCAAACUGCUAAAAAUCCGUUUUUAUCAUUGAAAAAAGUGUGUAUUUUUCAAGGCGACAUUGGAAAAACGUAUUUUUAUGCAAUAACUACGGUGAAUUAAUACAUUUCACUCUUUACUUCUCGUUUUCUUCGUGAUUUUGAAUAUACUUUGUACGAUGUAAUUUAUGAUAAAUACUGCUGUAUUGGACAAUAAAUUAUUUAAAAUGAAA
Messenger RNA from Lytechinus pictus (painted urchin), 2720 nucleotides. RefSeq names its product androgen-induced gene 1 protein-like. The record is from RefSeq and is a predicted model, not a curated record. Gene Ontology annotation, cellular component: endomembrane system; membrane. The coding region runs from base 231 to 926 and encodes 231 amino acids. The transcript is spliced from 6 exons. Lineage: Eukaryota; Metazoa; Echinodermata; Echinoidea; Temnopleuroida; Toxopneustidae.